CGGCGAGAUUCGAGAAGCCUGUCCGCGGCGUCCGCCUGCUGGCUGCACCGCCUGUCCGCCUGCUGGCUGCUGCGGCCUGCACUGCUGCAGCUCUGCGCCGACUCCGCCGAGAAGACUGAGCUCUGCGCGGCUGCGCCGACUCCGCCCGACCGGAGACCGCCCCUGCCGCCGACUACACUUCUGCAGUUCUGCAGCUCUGCACGACAGCCCAACAGGUAAAUAGGUAAUGAAGAGAUACUAUAACCCUGUUGAAGAAAAAGCUGAUGAAAGUAGCUCAUCAAAAAUUGUAGUGCCGGCUGUGCCGUCAACUACAAUUCAAGAAAACUCAACAACAAAUGACGAAGAGCAUACAAUCAUACAAUCAGUCGCCGCUAAUGAGUUUGAUGCUUCCCAACUUCCAUCUGACCCUGGAUUGAGAAUACCGAUCUCAAGGUAUCAUCCAAAUAUUAGAGAUCAAGUUCGAAGAGCAUAUUUGCAGAAAGGCCCUUGUCAACCAUUUGAACAUGACUUCCAAAUGAGUUGUAUCAUGCUUUACAAAGGCGUGACCAAGAUAUUGUCAAUGCAAUGGAUCUUGUUAGAGUUUGCAGGUACAGACUUCAAGCUUCUAGAGAUGACAGAUGGGAUUCAUUGUUUGAGGAGGUUUGUAAUUUUUGUGAUCAACAUUCUAUUGAUAUCCCAAACAUGAAUGACACAUUCAUCCGUUUUGAUUCUCGAGGUCGCCCCGUACGUAAAGGACCAA
Cuscuta europaea is the source of this 739-nucleotide messenger RNA. NCBI's taxonomy places the organism in Eukaryota, Viridiplantae, Streptophyta, Magnoliopsida, Solanales, Convolvulaceae. The record is from the annotation of a GenBank genome assembly.